AUGGAUCGCUUCAAUCUAAGCAAGAAUGACGCCUGUGUCUUAUCUGCAUUAUUUGAUCCAGAAUCUUCUCUUUCGAAUUCCAUGACCGUCCAGGUCCGUGACAUCUCGCGGGAAGAAGGCCAUCUGUCGGCGCUGCAAGAGCAAGAACAACGCGCCCUCCGACCGCUCAACCAAGCGACACCGGCACGGAGCGACAUUGAGCUCUGCGUCUCCCAACUGUCAGCCAUCAUCGCCGACAACCCCUCGUACGCAUCUGCAUGGAACAAUCGAGCGCAGGCCCGGCGGAUGCUGGUGGCGGACGCCGACCUGAGCCGCAGCCCAGCAGCGGUCGCGGAGAUCCUGCAAGAUCUCGCUCAGGCCAUCGAGCUUGCCACGCCGGGCAGAGCGACCUCAUCUAUGCCGAGUUCGAAUUCGGGUUCGGGUUCGAGUUCGAUCUCGAGCCUCGAAGCCAGAGUGCUCGCGUCCGCGCAUACGCACAGAGGCUAUCUACUCUUGUUGGCGAGCAAGUCGGACCAAACCCGCAUGAUGCUGCACGCCGUUCCCGGUCUGAGAGAUCUGCCGAGGGAUCGGCUGGCCGAAGCUGCGAGCAGAGAGCUGGCGUUGGGAGGCAGGUAUGGAAACGAGACCGCUCGGCAAUUGGCGGUCAAGACGAAUCCGUAUGCCAAACUGUGUGGCUCGAUUGUCCGGGAAGCGCUGACAAAGGAGAUUAUGGACUUUUAUCAGCCGCGGACGCAGGCUGAUGCGAUAUAG
This is a messenger RNA of Capronia epimyces CBS 606.96, 750 nucleotides long. RefSeq lists its product as uncharacterized. Gene Ontology annotation, biological process: cilium assembly. The transcript has a single exon. The coding region runs from base 1 to 750 and encodes 249 amino acids. The record is from RefSeq and is a predicted model, not a curated record. Lineage: Eukaryota; Fungi; Ascomycota; Eurotiomycetes; Chaetothyriales; Herpotrichiellaceae.